ACAGUGAAAAAACAGCACCACCGCACUAGUGUACUGUGUAUUGUCUUCCCUUCCCUCCCCCUCACAAUUCCAACAAGGAGGGGUUUAAGAAAAACAAUACGAACAACAACAGAAAGUGAAUGAAUGAACAAAUGAAUGAAGCCGUGAUAUGUAUCACAGUGUCGGUGCACGCCGCCUACUAUACCGUUCUCAAAUAUCUUACUACGUUAAAGCUGGUCUCAUUGACACUGCAAUCCAACUGUUCGACCAAAUGUCUCAAUCAAAUUGUCGUCCUUUCAGCAUCGACUACAACCGUUUCAUCGGCGUUCUCAUUCGUCACUCUCACCUCGACCUCGCUCAAAGCUACUACCACCGCCACGUCAUCCCUAAUGGUUUCUCACUAUCCCCUUUCACUUACUCUCGCUUCAUCUCCGCUCUCUGUUCCGUCAAAAACUUCUCCCUCAUUCACUCUCUCCUUCGUGAUAUGGAUGCUCUCGGCUAUGUUCCUGAUAUUUGGGCUUUUAAUAUCUACCUCAACAUUCUCUGCCGCGAAAAUCAGUUAGAUAUUGCUCUUCAAUUGUUUCGUACCAUGCCUUUGAAGGGAAGAGAGCCUGAUGUUGUUUCGUAUACCAUUAUCGUCGACGCAUUGUGUAAAGCUAAAAGGUUUGAUGAGGUUGCUCGUGUUUGGCGUGGUUUGAUUGAGAGUGGGUUGAAGCCUGAUUUGAAGGCAUGUGCUGCACUUGUUGUUGGGUUGUGUAGUGUUGGUAAUGUUGAUUUAGCGUAUGAGCUUGUUGUUGGUGUGAUCAGUGGUGGUGUUAAGGUUAAUUCUUUGGUUUAUAAUGCUUUGAUUAGUGGGUUUUGCAGGAUGGGUAGGAUUGAUAAGGCUUUGGCGAUUAAAGGGUUUAUGAGUAGGAAUGGGUGUGUCCCGGAUUUGGUUACUUAUAAUAUUUUGUUGAAUUAUUGUUGUGAUGAGAUUAUGCUUGACGAGGCGGUGAGGUUGGUGGAGACUAUGGAGAGGAGUGGUGUGGGGCCUGAUGUGUAUAGUUAUAAUGAGUUGCUUAAGGGUUUUUGUAAGGCUAAUCAGUUGGAUAGGGCUUAUUUGACUGUGGUCAAGAAGAUGCAGAGUAAUGGGGUAUGUGAUGUUGUUUCUUACAAUACUAUUAUUGGGGCUUUUUGUAAGGCGCGUCGGACUGAAAGAGCUUACGAGUUGUUUGAGGAAAUGCGUAGGAAAGGGAUUCAACCAGACGUGAUAACAUUCACGGUGCUUAUAGAAGCGUUUUUUAGGGAAGGUGCUUUCGAUGUUGCCAAAAAGCUUCUUGAUCGAAUGACAGAAAUGGGGAUUAUUCCUGACGUGAUUUUCUAUACCACAAUAUUUGAUCAUCUGUGCAAGUCCGGGAAUAUUGAUAGGGCUCUUGUUGUUUUUUGUGACAUGGUGGAGAGUGGAGUAAGUCCAGAUGUGGUCUCAUACAAUGCACUCAUAAAUGGGUUUUGCAAGUCUUCUAGAGUUAUGGACGCCAUGCGGCUAUAUGAAGAAAUGCAGGUUAAAGGAUUAUGCCCGGAUGAGGUCACUUUCAAGUUGGUAGUUGGAGGGCUCAUUAAGGAAAACAAGCAUUCAGAGGCCUGCAGGGUUUGGGAUCAGAUGAUGGAAAAAGGAUUUACACUUGACAGACAUCUCUCCGAGAUUCUAGUCAAUGCCAUUCAGUCAAGAGAUGGCACAUGAGCAUUGUGUUAGUUUGCAUUGCAAUCCUCGCAACUUCAUCACGCUCUUCUUUCAAAUCGCAGAGUAACUUAAAUGUUUCUCUCCCGACAUACUACAUGAAAGUGUAACAAACCGAUGAAGUUACUUUGUUUUUUGCAGCCAGUAACACCUGCAUAUCAGUAUAACCAUUUGCAUGCUGCUCAUGGUGAAAUCUCACAGCUUUGCAUUGUAAUAAGACACUACUAGUUCCCUGGGCAGCUUCUUGUAGAGAAUCCAUAACAACGACAGCCCUACAAUGGUUUCUAGUUGCUAAUGAGUUAGUAUCCAAAUUUUGUUACAUAUUACCGACAGACUUUUAGCUGGCGGGUUGUAUUUUGUCAAUACAAUAUACUCAUUAUAUUCUUUGGCCAUUUUUUUUAUACACGGGGGCUAUUGAUCUGAAUAUCACCCAGCACAAUUGAUACCGGUAAUUAAUGAUUUGUGGUUGAAAUAAGUCCAGGUGCCUAUAUAAAUUAAGCUGGUGUUUCUUUGGUGUAAGAGUGGUUCUGAAUACUAUGACUCUGAUAGUUGAUGAAAUCCUUGAUCAGUGGCAGCUCAGUUCAGAUUGACUCAAUUCCAGGCUUAUGUUGUAGACACUUCGAUGAUGAUAACCUUGUCAUUUUAUGGUUACGAUUAAUUUGAGUAUAGCGCCCUUCUUGGAAUAACAAGCUUUAAUGUCAAUGAAUAGAAGUUUUAUUUCACCGGGACAGAGCUCACACCAUCUGUGAAUUGAUGUGCUGCAGAGCAUAAGUUUGAACCACAGAUAUACGUUCCUGGUUAAGAUCACCUUGUGGGCUACAUUCAAGAUUUCAUUACUCAAGCAUUGUGGAACCUUCAGUAACAGAUUCGCGCCUUACAGUUUGUGUUUGUCUAGACUCAACAGAUAGUUACAAAAGUUCUAGAUCUACAGGGUAGCCUUGUUAGGCUUCAAAGUUCAAAUCUAUUACAUUUUGUGGGAAAACUGUGUUGCUGGCACAAGAUCCAUAGAUUUUAAUUAGAAUAGAAAGGUGUAUUUGUUGGACUAUACUGUCAUAAAAUCCAUCUUGUCUGACCUAUCUUAGGAUUAUUUUUGGUGAUUGCUUCUGUCUCUAUCUGCAGUACAGAACUUCAAGCUUCUCUAACGAAAUGUUACCCUAAUCAUUCAUUACUUUACA
Messenger RNA from Lathyrus oleraceus (garden pea), 2871 nucleotides. RefSeq names its product pentatricopeptide repeat-containing protein At1g13040, mitochondrial. The transcript has a single exon. Gene Ontology annotation, molecular function: protein binding. NCBI's taxonomy places the organism in Eukaryota, Viridiplantae, Streptophyta, Magnoliopsida, Fabales, Fabaceae. The record is from RefSeq and is a predicted model, not a curated record. Bases 149 to 1699 code for a protein of 516 amino acids.